CCUAACUUUUGAUUAUAAAUAGAAGAUUAGAGAAUGAUAGAAAGUGUAGAAAAUCCGGAGGAGAAAAGAAGAUCAGAAAAACUGUCAUGGAAAACAGUGGAAGUUUCAAAGAGAAGUCUUUUUUCAAUGGGGUCUACUUUGGUGAAUUCAAGAGUGAACUUUUCCAUGGCAAUGGAAAGUAUACAUGGUCAAAUGGAACAAUAUAUGAAGGUGAUUGGGUUGAUGGAAAGAGAACAGGAAAAGGGCGGAUCAUAUGGCCAUGCGGGAAAGAGUAUAAGGGCGGUGAUAACGGCGGUGAUAACGGCCCUUUAAAGGGGGAGAAUAGAUACAUCUACAUUGGAAACUGGAAAAACAAUAAAAAAGAUGGAAGAGGGACCGUAAAGUACGCUGAUGGUGCUGUUUUAGAGGGUUGUUGGUCGAAUGGAGUGUUAAGGUCAGGAGUUUCAAGAUUUGCAAAUGUAUAGCGGUGACUUUAAGAGUAGUCUUUUCCAUAGAAAAGGAGAGAGCAUAGCGUUGAAUGACGAAAUAACAUACGAGGGUGAUUGGGUUAAUGGAAAAAUGACUGGGAAGGGAUCGAUGAUAUGGCCAUCGGGAACAAAUUAUGAGGCAAAGGUUUUUGAGAUUUUUGCUCAUGGUAAUGGCACAUACACUUGGAAGGAUGGAAGUGUUUACACUGGAAAUUGGAGAAACCAUAAAAGAGGUGCAAAAGGGAUUAUGAAAUGGGCUAAUGGUGAUGUUUUUGAUGGUUGUUGGUGGAACGGAGAAAGACAUGGAUCUGGAGUUUAUAGAUUUGCAAACGGGGAUGUCUGUAUUGGUUACUUCAAAAGCAAGUUUCUCCAUGGCAAGGGAAAGUACACAUCUGCAAAUGGAACAAUAUAUAAGGGAUAUUGGGAUAAUGGAACAAUGACAGGGAAAAUACCUAUGAUAAAGGAUCCUCAGAAUCUUGUUGGAGAUUGCAUGUUAUUGCAGAUUUCUAAUAAAGAUGAAUCCGGCACUGGUUUGAGCUGUUUGGUUAUCAAAGGGAAAUAUAUAGAAGGAGUUCUAAUUAUUGAGAAAAUUGAUCAGAACUCAGAAAAGAAGAAGAGUUCAAGUAUUAACAAAUUUUUCAAGACCGUCAAAGCUAAGCUGGAGCGUAAUUUGCAACAACUUCGCAUCAGAGAUCAUGAGGCAAUGUGAAAGAGUGAUCAUGUACUGAACAACAUGAUGAUGACAAAAGAUCUCACUUUGUUGAGUCUUGAUUAUUCAGUAGCACAAUAUAUUACAUUACUAUUGAUUUUCUCUCUGAGGCUAGAGGAGAGUUUGCAAUAUGAACAAUAAGAAAAGCCAUUGAUUUU
Molecule: messenger RNA, 1334 nt
Organism: Lathyrus oleraceus (garden pea)
Lineage: Eukaryota; Viridiplantae; Streptophyta; Magnoliopsida; Fabales; Fabaceae
Product: phosphatidylinositol 4-phosphate 5-kinase 8
Exons: 4
Coding region: 457-1176 (239 amino acids)
Source: RefSeq, a predicted model, not a curated record